GUGGGCCACUCGCCUUUGGUAGAUCAUGCUUGCAGAUGUAUCUUGCUCUCGCUUUUCCAGCUGCUACCGCCUCGCAUCUCAUCUUUCUUGCCUCUGAGGGUAUUCAUGUCCUCCUCAUCACCAAGUAUUAGCUUGGACAAUAGCGCUCUUGAUAAGCAACAAACUGCCCCGGAAAGAACCCCAGAGAGCGUUACUCGACCGAUUCCCGUCGAGCACAAGUCCACCAACUCUCAACAUGCCGCCUCCCUGGAUAUCGAAGACCAUGAACCGACUCCCUACUCUGCCUUCUCCAAACCCACAAAGUACCUCAUCGUCGGCCUCGGCGCCAUAGCAGCCAUCUUCUCCCCCAUCUCCUCCAACAUAUUCGUCCCCGCCAUCCCCACCCUCGCCGACCAAUUCCACCGGAGCGAGUCCGACAUCUCCCAAGCAGUCACCAUCUACCUCGUCUUCCAGGCCAUCACUCCUUCCAUAUUCGGAGCCAUGUCGGAUUCGUUUGGCAGACGGCCGUUGUAUCUCGCCACCCUCGUAAUCUACUUGUGCGCCAACAUCGGUUUGGCCCUGACGCCGACCAGCACGUACGCACUGCUUCUCGUCCUGCGAGCUUUACAGUCGACGGGGGGCAGUGCUGUCAUUGCGAUAGGGUAUGGCUGUGUGGCUGAUGUGGCAGAGCCGAGGGAGAGGGGCACCUAUGCCGCGCUGUUUCAGUCGGGGGCGCUUCUUGGACCUGCUUUGGGACCACUGAUAGGCGGUAUAUUGACACAGACUUUGGGUUGGAGGAGUAUUUUUUGGUUCCUGGUCAUUGCCACGGGCGUCAUCCUCGUCCCUCUGACACUAUUCCUACCAGAGACGCUGCGAUCACUUGUGGGCAACGGAUCGAUACCACCUCCAAAGCUGAACAGCUCUCCCAUGGAGCUGUACCACAAUAGUAAAGUGUCAAAUAAACAGGCAGCCGAUGGGAUUCAAGUUGAAAAGGUCGAGAGACCACCUCGCAAGCCGUACCAACCACUCUCCUCCUUCAUGCUACUAUUCGUCCCCGAAAUCAUCUUGAUCUUCUUCUGGACGUCUUUAAUAUACUUGGAGUUUUACGCAAGUCUCACACUAUUCUCCACGGCUCUCAAAGACAAGUAUGGUCUUUCCGAAAUCAAGAUCGGUCUCUGCUACCUACCUUGUGGCGUUGGCACCAUAGUAUCUUCCCAAUUGAACGGCAGACUCCUCGACUAUUACUUUCGACGCGAAGAACGCCGUGUCGGAGGCGACUACCGUCAAAAACCUGAACAAUUCAAUAUCGAGCGCACCAGAAUCUACUGCUUGAUCCCGUUCACGAUACUAGCAGUGGCCUCGAUGACGGCACAGGGAUGGUGUUUGGAGGUCAAGGCGCCGUUGGCAGCGACGCUGGUCAUGAACUUUUUGGUAGGCUUGGGGUCGGGGGUGAUUGCUACUGCUACUAUCUACGCACAAGAUAUUAGUCCAGGUAAAGGAGGUGCCGUCUCGGCCUCUUACAAUCUCGUACGCUGCGCUUUCGGCGCCAUAGGCACAGCCACCAUCCAAAAGAUGUACAAGACUUUCGGCGCCGGCUGGACAUUCGUCCUCCUCACGGGUCUCGUGGUGGUCUUUCUACCUUUUCCCAUUGCGGUCAUCCGAAAUGGGAAGGGAUGGAGGGAGGCAAGGCUUCAAAGAGAAGAGAGGAAGAAGCAGAGCGUGGAGAAUGGAAAGGGUCCUGGAAGUUGAUUCUUACUUCAUGGGUUUACGUUCUUGCGGGAAUGAUGAUCACUAUAGGAUAUCUGGCAUAGCACAUUCAUCACAACGGUUUUCAUCAUAUGAUACACCUGCCCUUUAACAUACAUCCAUCUUUGUAGUUUGGGUCCUUGAAUAUUCUAGAAGUCAAGUUGAGAUGUUUGUCUCCAUCGCUAG
This is a messenger RNA of Cryptococcus amylolentus CBS 6039, 1911 nucleotides long. RefSeq lists its product as hypothetical. Gene Ontology annotation, molecular function: transmembrane transporter activity. The record is from RefSeq and is a predicted model, not a curated record. Bases 106 to 1728 code for a protein of 540 amino acids. The transcript has 9 exons. Gene Ontology annotation, biological process: transmembrane transport. Lineage: Eukaryota; Fungi; Basidiomycota; Tremellomycetes; Tremellales; Cryptococcaceae.